GCUGCGUGCGAGCAGACGCUGCCAGCUCGGUUUCUGCCUGGCAUUCGGGUCCCAGGAGCAGGGGGCCCGGGGCGCCGGUGUCACCACAGCUGCCGCCGCCGCCUCCUCCCUCUCGAGCUCACCUGCGCCUGUUAGUCCACUCGCCUUCAAGGCCAGUGGCUCCAGCCCAGGCGUAGAGCGGACAGCAGAGGGAGAGCGCACCUGAGGAUACAGGCGGGCACUGCACUGCCUUUUCACCCCCCCCCAGGUGAUGAGUGAGAUUGGAAGAACGCAGGAUUUGAAAAGCGAACGUGGUGAAUGAAAGACCCCGGGGUACAGGCACCACCAUGAACACGAGCAUUCCUUAUCAGCAGAAUCCUUACAAUCCACGGGGCAGCUCCAAUGUCAUCCAGUGCUACCGAUGUGGAGAUACCUGCAAAGGGGAAGUGGUUCGUGUCCACAAUAACCACUUCCACAUCCAAUGCUUCACCUGUCAAGUGUGUGGCUGUGGCCUGGCCCAGUCAGGCUUCUUCUUCAAGAACCAGGAGUACAUCUGCACACAGGACUACCAGCAACUCUAUGGUACCCGCUGUGAUAGCUGCCGGGACUUCAUCACAGGAGAGGUCAUCUCUGCCUUGGGCCGCACCUACCACCCCAAGUGCUUUGUGUGCAGCCUGUGCAGGAAACCUUUCCCCAUUGGAGACAAGGUGACCUUCAGUGGGAAAGAAUGUGUGUGCCAGACGUGUUCCCAGUCCAUGACCAGCAGUAAGCCCAUCAAGAUCCGUGGACCAAGCCACUGUGCCGGCUGCAAGGAAGAGAUCAAGCAUGGCCAGUCGCUGCUGGCCCUGGACAAGCAGUGGCACGUCAGCUGCUUUAAGUGCCAGACCUGCAGUGUCAUCCUCACCGGGGAGUACAUCAGCAAGGAUGGCGUUCCAUACUGCGAGUCCGACUACCACUCCCAGUUUGGCAUUAAGUGUGAGACCUGCGACCGAUACAUCAGCGGCAGGGUCUUGGAGGCAGGAGGGAAGCACUACCAUCCAACCUGUGCCAGAUGUGUACGCUGCCACCAGAUGUUCACUGAAGGAGAGGAGAUGUACCUCACAGGUUCUGAGGUUUGGCACCCCAUCUGUAAACAGGCAGCCCGGGCAGAGAAGAAGUUAAAGCAUAGACGGACAUCUGAAACCUCCAUCUCACCCCCUGGAUCCAGCAUUGGAUCACCCAACCGAGUCAUCUGCGCUAAAGUGGAUAAUGAGAUCCUUAAUUACAAAGACUUGGCAGCUCUCCCCAAGGUUAAGUCCAUCUACGAGGUACAACGCCCUGACCUCAUUUCCUACGAGCCUCAUUCCCGAUACACGUCCGACGAGAUGCUGGAGAGAUGUGGCUAUGGAGAGUCGCUGGGAACCUUAUCUCCCUACUCUCAGGACAUCUAUGAGAACCUGGACCUCCGGCAGAGACGGGCCUCCAGCCCAGGAUACAUCGACUCCCCCACAUACAGCCGGCAGGGAAUGUCUCCCACCUUCUCCCGUUCACCCCACCACUACUACCGCUCUGCUGGAGAAAGUAACAUCUACCGGAAACCCCCGAUCUACAAGCGACAUGGUGAUCUGUCUACAACAACCAAGAGCAAAACAAGUGAAGACAUCAGCCAGGCCUCCAAGUACAGUCCAGCUUACUCGCCAGACCCCUACUAUGCCACAGAGUCUGAGUACUGGACCUACCAUGGGUCCCCUAAAGUACCCCGGGCAAGAAGGUUCUCAUCUGGAGGAGAGGAGGAUGAUUUUGAGCGCAGCAUGCACAAGCUCCAGAGUGGCAUUGGUCGGCUGAUUCUGAAAGAGGAGAUGAAGGCCCGGUCAAGCUCCUAUGCAGAUCCCUGGACCCCUCCUCGGAGCUCCACCAGCAGUCGGGAGGCCCUGCACACAGCUGGCUACGACAUGUCUCUCAAUGGUUCCCCUCGGUCACACUACCUAGCUGACAGCGAUCCCCUUAUUUCCAAAUCUGCCUCCCUGCCUGCCUACAGAAGAAAUGGGCUGCACAGGACACCCAGCGCAGACCUCUUCCACUAUGACAGCAUGAACGCAGUCAACUGGGGCAUGCGAGAAUACAAGAUCUACCCUUAUGAACUUCUGCUGGUGACCACAAGAGGGAGAAACCGACUGCCCAAGGAUGUAGACAGGACCCGCUUGGAGCGCCACCUGUCCCAGGAAGAGUUCUACCAAGUCUUCGGCAUGACCAUCUCUGAGUUUGAUCGGCUGGCCCUCUGGAAGAGGAAUGAGCUCAAGAAGCAAGCCCGGCUGUUCUAGGCAGAGGCUCUAUAAAUAUAUAUAUGCAUUUCUAUAAAGAUAUCUGUAAAUUCUCAACACGGAAGCUAGGUGUAACCCUCUCUUGUGUAACGGGCCAUGCUGCCUGCCAGAGACUCACUUUCUGUAUUGUCAGGCAAGCUCACAUCAUCAAGGUAUUUUUAUGCUCCUUACUUCCUCUUUUCUAAGUGCUGUUAGACCUGGGAAGGGAUUUGAGGGGACUCUGUCCUUUGACAGAGUAUCCUUUUUAUAUUGAAACAGCUGUCCUUCCUAACUUGAGUCUCCUAAGGUCCAACUCUUGUUCCUAGAUAAGGUGCCUAGAGACGCCUCUUUCCUCUCUGCUUCUCAGCCCUUUGCCCAAGGCCCCAGGGCUGAUGCUGACCUUACUGGCCCCAGCGGGGCCCUCCCACAGGAGGAUCCACAGUGACCUCCAAAACCACUGAGCACCUUGGAGAUCCCAAGAAUUUUCUCAACAUCCCCAGUUAGGAGCUCAGCACUCUCUGCGGAUGACACAGAUGGAAGUGUGAGCCUCAAAUUCACUGGCUACUCCAAUAAAGAGAAGUGGCUAGGAGUCAUGCAGCUCUGGCUUCUCCUUAGCUCUUCAUCCCUCCCACUUCUGCCCUUGACCCCAACCUCUCCUUUAUCCAAAUCCAGAACCCAUGGUAGGAAAAGAAAAAAGGCACUUCCCUUCCCUCCAUCAUUUCCAAAUGGCCCCCUCUGCCUGGCCUGGACUUGGAGAAUCAGAACAAAGGAGAGGGAGUUGGACAUGGGAGACAGAGCCUGGCACCUGUUGGAAUCUGAGCUGUAGGGACCUCCUGGGACCUCCUCUCCUUCACUGCUCCCAACACUUCCCCACCCUUGGCCCUUUCAAGGAGAGGCCCACUACAGCAGUCUGUAUUCUUCAGCCUUAUUACAAUCUAUGUGCCUGACAACUCAACACCACAGGGCUAUGUUCCCACCUUAGCUCCCAUCCAAGGACUAGACAAGCUACUCUCACCAUGGUUUAGUGGAAGAUGAAGCCACAUCCAA
Ochotona princeps (American pika) is the source of this 3305-nucleotide messenger RNA. It is a transcript of the gene ABLIM3, whose product is annotated as actin binding LIM protein family member 3. The transcript has 23 exons. The coding region runs from base 327 to 2279 and encodes 650 amino acids. The record is from RefSeq and is a predicted model, not a curated record. Gene Ontology annotation, biological process: cilium assembly; cytoskeleton organization; lamellipodium assembly. Gene Ontology annotation, cellular component: actin cytoskeleton; stress fiber. NCBI's taxonomy places the organism in Eukaryota, Metazoa, Chordata, Mammalia, Lagomorpha, Ochotonidae. Gene Ontology annotation, molecular function: actin filament binding.